Messenger RNA from Pezoporus occidentalis (night parrot), 3288 nucleotides. RefSeq names its product F-box and leucine rich repeat protein 3 (gene FBXL3). Gene Ontology annotation, molecular function: protein binding. Bases 149 to 1450 code for a protein of 433 amino acids. The record is from RefSeq and is a predicted model, not a curated record. The transcript has 5 exons. Lineage: Eukaryota; Metazoa; Chordata; Aves; Psittaciformes; Psittacidae.
UGGGUGGGACGGGACGACGCGGGACAGACAGGGGAGCGGAGGAGGUGUUGUGGGUAGGCUUCGGUGGAGGGAGCUGAUGUGGUCGGAGCUGAGGCGCCAGCGCGGCCCGAGUCCCGGUUAAUGCGAAGCGCAGCAGGGAGCCGUCAGAAUGAAACGAGGAAGGAAAACUACUGAGGCCAACAGCAGUUCAUCUGAAGAGACAACUGAGAAAGAAUCCAAGAGACACAAGGUCACAGAUGAGAAAACCGUAAUCGUGCAGAGUCCAGACUGGGCAAACCUGCUUCAAGACAUUAUCCUACAGGUGUUUCAGUACUUGCCCCUUCUGGAUCGUGCUCAUGCAUCACAGGUCUGCCGAAGCUGGAACCAAGUGUUUCAUAUGCCUGAUCUCUGGAGGUGUUUCGAGUUUGAACUGAAUCAACCAGCUACAUCUUACUUGAGGGCUACACAUCCUGAACUAAUCAAGCAAAUAAUAAAGAGGCAUUCCAAUCACCUGCAGUAUGUAAGCUUCAAGGUGGACAGUAGCAAAGAAUCUGCAGAAGCAGCUUGUGAUAUUUUGUCACAGCUUGUGAAUUGCUCUCUGAAAACGCUUGGCUUAAUUUCAACUGCGCGGCCAAGCUUCAUGGAUUUACCAAAGUCUCACUUUAUUUCUGCACUGACAGUGGUGUUCGUAAACUCCAAAUCCCUCUCUUCACUUAAGAUUGAUGAUACACCAGUAGAUGAUCCAUCUCUCAAAGUACUAGUGGCUAACAACAGCGACACACUGAAACUACUGAAAAUGAGCAGUUGUCCUCAUGUUUCUCCAGCUGGUAUCCUUUGCGUAGCUGACCAGUGUCAUGGCUUACGUGAGCUGGCACUGAACUACCACCUGCUGAGCGAUGAGCUUCUGCUUGCUUUGUCUUCAGAAAAACAUGUCAGGUUGGAACACUUGCGCAUCGAUGUUGUCAGUGAGAACCCCGGACAGACUCAGUUCCACACAAUUCAGAAGAGCAGCUGGGACGCUUUCAUCAAGCAUUCUCCUAAAGUAAAUUUAGUCAUGUACUUUUUUUUGUACGAAGAAGAGUUUGACCCAUUCUUUCGUUACGAAAUACCUGUCACUCACCUUUAUUUUGGAAGAUCAGUAAGCAAAGAUGUACUUGGCCGCGUUGGGAUGACGUGUCCUCGGUUGGUUGAACUGGUUGUGUGCGCCAACGGAUUACGGCCACUGGAUGAGGAGUUGAUCCGUAUUGCAGAACAUUGCAAGUAUCUAUCAGCUGUUGGCCUCGGAGAAUGUGAAGUCUCUUGCAGUGCCUUUGUUGAGUUUGUGAAGAUGUGUGGUGGUCGUCUCUCACAGCUUUCUAUUAUGGAGGAAGUUUUGAUUCCUGAUCAGAAAUACAGCUUAGAGCAGAUUCAUUGGGAAGUUUCAAAGCAUCUUGGUAGAGUCUGGUUCCCAGACAUGAUGCCUACAUGGUAAAGUCCUUAAAAGACUUCAGGGCAGAUGGAAUAGUACCUUAAGCCCAAGCUUACCAUAUUGCAAUUUAUUGUAUAAGCAUAUUUAAUAAUACAGCUUUUACUGUAAAUUACUUAAUGAUUUGAUUAGAAAAUUAAUCUUUCAUUCAGAAUUAUUUAUGAGAUCCACAUUCAAAAAUAGAAAUCAUGGAUAGCUCCAAACCCGAUUUUUAUCCAAAUGAAAAUCCUUUUUCUGUUCUGAAUUUGUUCUUUGUCAGUGACCUCAAACUUUUAUGGAAAUAAAAAAUGUAUUUUAAAAUAUGGAAAUGUACCUACAAAAUGUCAAUUUCAAUAGGCUGUUCUUUCCUUUAGAUAUUGUUAUUGAACAGGAUCAGAUGUGAUCUUAAAAGCAAAACAAAGCCACACAUAAACUGCAUGCUUCUGGUGCAGGCUGCAGACACCAGUUCUAAGCCCAGGCACCUAGCUCGCAAGACCUAGAUAAAUAGAUAAGUACACCUAGAUAAAUACACCUAGAGGCGUAUUUAGUAGGCUGUGAAAUAAUACAUUCUUUUAUAUCAAAGUCAUAAAAGGCAGGAGCAAUACACAAUAACAUAGUUUAGACUACUAAAAUACUGUUACCUUAUUCAAUGGAUUGUUAAGUAAGUCCAUCUAAAAUGGAGUGCAGUAGUAGUGUGAGCUACCAGAAGUGGUGUGGUUUUUCUUACCCUCUACGCAUUUUAAUGUAGUCUGCUUAUGGGGCCUCAGAUCUAUGUCUAAACCUGUUUUAAGGUAUUUAUGUCUAGCUCAGGAAGCGAAAGCAUUCUGGGGAAAAAUGUAGAUACAUUGUAUUUAACCCACAUUAGAGUUAAUGAGCUUUUCUUGCCCAUUAACCAGUUUUGCAGCUAGGGUCAGAUGGAAUAAGGUGUAGUUUAUGAAGUGAACCCUGAAGUGUUAAAUGUGAUGACGUGGAUGUGAAGAGCAUGAGAUGUGAAGGCUAAAAUUUAAGUGGUGACCAGGAAUCUUCUAACAAAACCUUAGACCUUUUGGCUGCUUUCAAUUUGAGAAAAAUGACAUUGUAACAGUUGCUUAAGCUGUAUAAACUAAUUGUAUACUGUAAAUCUGUUUCAGAAACGUUUAUGUAUAAAGUGAAUGUUUGAUAGAUGAUCAUUUUGUAUACUUUGAAUUCAGCUAGCUCGAUCACUUCGUAUGUAAAAAACCUAACAGCAGUAAACUUGCAUUGAGUAGAGCAAUAGGCAAAACCUUGUUUUGAAUAUUUGGUUCAUCAGUUUUAUUAAAGAAGGUUUUUAGUCUGUAAGUGCUGUAGGCAGUGUAUUGCCUGUGAUCUGGAUGUGGCUUGUGACUUCAUUUCUUACCACCGCCAGUUACGUUAUUUGCUCUCCUCCGUUAUUGAUGGGUAACACUGACGUCUUCACGUGGCUGCUGAACGUGUUUGGAAGCCGUCAGCAAGGAGGAGCUGCUCCAGCCAUGGGCCAGGCUCAGCUGAGCAGGCAGCCUCUUCCCAUAUGCGCAGUACAGCUAUUCCUGAAAAUGAGUAAAUUUUCUUCAUUUCUGACUUGGGAAGGUUUAUCCAAAUGUACAGUUCAAGUGUAAUACACUCAUGAGCGUAUUUAAGUUCAUAACUGUUUUGAGCAAGCACAGCUCAGCAGACUGGACAUCUUUAUAGGGGAGUUGUGUGUUUCUUUAGAGAUUUGAUUUAAGAAUCACAUUUUCUGAAAUAUGCAUUUUUUUGUAUUAGAAUUUGUUAAAUCAAUGUAAUAGUAUAAUUUGCUUUUAUUUGUAUAAAAGGUGUCAAUAUAUUUAGUCCAUAACAGUAAAAAAAGAUCAGUGUUUUUUAUACUCUGA